AUGCACGGAAUCUUCGCCCGUUCAGGCGUCCACUCAGCCCUCCAACACGACCAAAUCGUCAACGGCAAGCGAGUAGUUCGCGCCGAUCCCAAACUGAUCGAGGCUGAAGCCCGACGCGUCGCCAACGAAGCCGCCGAAGAGCUGCGCAAGGCCGAACAAACCGCCCGCACCCUUCCCAUCGGGCUCCCCACCUGGACUGGGCAAUUCGGUAUGGGCGGACGCCCUUCCACCGGCGGCAGCAGCGCCCGACCCGCCGGCGGACCCUCCUCCAGCAGUCUGCUGGCGAGACUGAACCCCGCCGCGGCGCCCGCCGACGCGGGCUAUUCCUCGACUCGCAUGCCCCGCGGUAAAGACUUCAUGCCCCUGAUCCGGGAUUACCUGGCUGCGCGCCGCGGGCCCACCGUCACGCAGAUGAUCGUGGACCACUUCAACCACUACUGUACUAACCAGCAGCGGGUUGCAGAGUUCCAGGAGAUGUUGAAGAAGGUUGCUACGCUGAAGCAUGGGCGGGAUGGACGGGGCCGAUGGACGCUCAAGCCUGAGUUCGCUAAAGAUAGCACUGCCCGGGAGUGA
Molecule: messenger RNA, 573 nt
Organism: Penicillium olsonii
Lineage: Eukaryota; Fungi; Ascomycota; Eurotiomycetes; Eurotiales; Aspergillaceae
Source: the annotation of a GenBank genome assembly